ACUACAGCUGAUGGGACGGACAUAUUGUAGCCUGUGUCAUUAUCGCCAGUGCUGCUCCUUAUCGUUUAUUUGAGCAAGGAGGAAAUGAGGCGUAGCGUUGCGCUUUAAGGGUGCAAGGGAGAGGAGAGAAAGCCCGGAUUCAAACAGGUGUCCGGUCGACUCCCAUCAGGAGGCGGAGAGAGAAAAGGUGACAAAAAGCGCCGGAGGGAUUUUAGGAAUAAUUGUCUAGAAAAUAGUGCUGCUAAUAGGCAAAUCAAUCCGCUGAUUUGAGGACGUGUCGUUUCUUUUUUUUUUAAACCAUGCGCUCCUUCGGUCCAACGGUGAUGGAGACCCGACAUAGAACCCAGAGGAAACCUGGAUUUUAAUAUCGGAAUUAUCUUGUGAAAAUAAAGAUAGCUAAGCGUGCAUCUGCUUUGCUCUCAAGAGGAGGAAGAGGAGGUGGUUGAAGAGGGGAGGCGGUGACUGACAUCCCCCACGGGACAGGCCGAGCGACCCACGCUUCUAACAGGUGUGUCUGAAGAGGACUCCCAUCUGCACCGCCCGUCCUGCCACUCCGUGCCCCCUCACUGCCUGCCUCCCGGUCCCUUCUCGUGUCACAUUGUUCACGGAGAAAUUGCAUCCGAACAGGGGCCGGUUUUGGACUUUAAUUCGACCCUUUUUAGCAUCCCAAGUGAGCGCUUAUUCUUUUCUUGUUUCCGUCUCAUCGCAGCUUUCCGUUGGUGCGUAACGAAAGAGCAGGAUAUCCAAACGGCUAAUUUUGAGACGUUAAUUUAAAAAACCGGAUGGGACUUUGCAGCGUGGUUCGUGUUUUUUGAGGAAAAGAGACAAUUUACUGGGUUUAACUAGUCAUUCCAGAGCUAAAGCUUAGAUUUGAAGAUUUUGUUUGAUUUUUUCACCAUAAUUGGAAGGUUUGGGCUGAUUUCGCCCCCUGGUGAAAAGGCAACGUUGGUACUGAGGUCUCGGCGACAUACGCUAGCCAAACCGAACAUUGAGACAUUUUGACCGGUAACAAAGUGGGUAUUUUAACGGACUGUCUUCUUAAAAGAAAGUGUACCUCGUUUUAUCAUGACAACGAGGAAAGCCAGCAUCGUGGCGGACACGGUGACUACCUCCACCACCACCAGCAGCAGCAGCAGCACCACCACCACCAACCACCAGAACCAGCCGAGGAGCCGGAGUCCCAGCAGCGGGAUUCCGGCGUCCGAGGCUGCGGGCGGAGGGGCGGAGAUGUUCGGUGCAUUUCAGGACUGGUGCCUGCGGACGUACGGGGACUCCGGCAAGACCAAGACCGUGACCCGGCGUAAAUACAACAAAAUCCUCCAGACUCUGGUCCAGGGGGACGAGGAGAACCGAAACGGGGUGUUCAUGCACGAGAAAGGCAACAAUCACAUCAACGCCAAAUUUAAAUUCUGGGUCAAGUCCAAGGGCUUCCAGGUCGGGACGCUGAGGGACGAGAAGAACGGGUCAUCAGACAGACCGGUGCUGUACGUCCCCAUCAAGGCGACGUGUGUGGACGGAGUUUCCGGGGUCGACUCGUCCCUGAAGCGCGUGGCGGUGGUGGAGGAUUUCUUCGACAUCAUCUAUGCCAUGCACGUGGAGAUGAGCACGGACCCCGGCAAAGCCCCGAAACACGCCGGCCAGAAGAAGACCUACAAAGCUAUAGCCGAGACGUACGCUUUCCUGCCCAGAGAGGCGGUGACUCACUUCCUGAUGAGCUGUGGAGAGUGUCAGAAGAGGAUGCACAUCAGCACCACAGGACAGGACUACAAAGAGAACGACAGGCCGAGCUCUCUGGUGUUGGAGGUGAUAGACUACAACAUGCCUCUCACCACCACCUACAUGAAACACAUGAAGCUGCAGUGCAUGAGCAACAGCAAGGAUGACAGUUCACUGAGCAGCGAGGAGGAGGCAGAGAUGAGCGAGCCCACAUGGGUAGCAGCUGAUCUGGGAGCAGCGUCUGACCUGAGCCCGGCGAGCCGAGGGGAGAAGAUGCGCCACAGUCCACAGAACACACACAGCAAGGAGGACGACGAGGAUUCCUCGUCGGAGAGCGGCAGUGGGAACGGGCUGCCCGCUCUGACCCCCCCCUCCUCCGCUGCAACGGACGGUGCUAUAGUCAGGGAAACCGAGGUCAAUGGUAACGGUGGCCCCGCCCCGCUGGACUUCAGCACGCCUACGUCCUCCUCCUCAUCGUCUGAGGACCAGCAGCCCAUGAACCUGAGCGACCCCCCCCCUCAGCGCCUGUCUGCCUCACACCUGCCCGUCACCGUGUCGGCAGCGGCCGCGGCGCUGCUCGGAGCUCUGCACCCUGAGGAACUCCGCAGGAAGUACCCCAUGGCUGCCAAACCUUCGCUGGCUCCACACCCUGCCCUGCCUCUGCCGCACACACACACACCUCACACACACAAUGCGCACACUCCCAACACACACUCCCAGUCCCACUCACACCCUGCUGAGCUGCGACUGGAACGAGACGGCAGGGAUUACGGUGGCAAGUCCCCUCAGUACAGUUCUGGUGGCAGCUACGACAGUGUGAAGAUGGAUUUGGGAGCCGAGGAUCUGACCACAGGACGCCAGGUCGGCCCCGACGAUGACGACGACGACCAUGACGACCACGACGACAACGACAAGAUCAACGAGGCGGAGGGAGUCGAUCCCGAGAGACUAAAGGCCUUCAAUAUGUUUGUGCGUCUGUUUGUGGACGAGAACUUGGAUCGAAUGGUUCCCAUCUCCAAACAGCCCAAAGAGAAGAUCCAGGCCAUCAUCGAGUCCUGCAGCAGACAAUUCCCAGAGUUCCAGGAACGCGCCCGCAAGCGUAUCCGCACCUACCUCAAAUCCUGCCGACGCAUGAAGAAGAGCGGCAUGGAGACUCGUCCUACUCCGCCUCACCUCACCUCAGCCAUGGCUGAGAACAUCCUGGCUGCCGCCUGCGAAAGCGAAUCACGCAACGCCGCAAAGAGGAUGCGCCUCGACACCUAUAACGAUGAGCUGAUCUCUCUGGACAAGCCGUCCAGUGGAGGGGGGAGUCUGCGGGAGCCGGCGUCCCUCGCUCAUUCGGCCUACUCCCUGGCCGCCUCAGCCUUCUCCUCCCAGGACUCCCAGCUCUACAUCAACGGGGCUGGCCUCAGCUACGGUUACCGUGGAUACCCGGGCCUGGGCGCUGCCAUGCAACACCCCGUUUCCCUGACGACUGGGGCUGCCGCUCAGAGCAACGGUCCCACAGACCUCAGCAUGAAGUCUCUGUCCUCCGCCAACAUCAGCAACUCCUCCUCUGCCUCCACCAACAACAGCCUGGGUGGGCGGGGAAGCGGGGGUGCAGGAGGGGGCGGGGCAUCGACCCAGCUCAGCCAACCAGAGAUCACCGCCGUGCGUCAGCUGAUCGCCGGCUACCGGGAGUCGGCCGCCUUCCUGCUCCGCUCGGCAGACGAGCUGGAGAACCUCAUCCUGCAGCAGAACUGAUUUGGGGGAAACGUGGGAGAACACACACAUAAACACACACACACACACGCACACACACAACUCCCUUCAUGUUUGUGUAUGUCUGCGUCCCCCGCCUCUCCUAAUCAACCAGACCUCCUCCUGUUCUUACUCUUCCCUCCUUAAAUCUGCCUUCUCUUCGGACACUGUGGCCACUUUGCAUUUUUUGGAGGAAAAAGUGGGAAACGGGGACGGAGGGAGGGAGGGAGAAAAAUCCCAUCAAACAAGCCCCAAAACAAUCCCCCACAUGCUCUGUCCAUCUUUUCUGCCUGAGGAGGGAAAACAUGAAGAAAAAAGGAGCAUUCGGACUCUGAAGGAAUCUCUUCCUCUCCUCUCAGGAAGCACCUCAUAAUCAGCACUACACUCUGAGAGAAGGAGUGUGGGGGAGAGGAAGAGAGGAGGAGGAAGAGGAGGAGGAGAAAAUGAAGAGGAGUAAAGGACUGUUGAUUCUGCUGCUGUGGUUUCAGAUAAAAGACUCCACCUCCUCAUGGGUGGAGAAGUGAAGUUUUGGAGACGAGGCCAACGCCGUCUAAUGAUGAUAACAAUUUAAAAUAAAUAACGACUCCCUGAGUUAUUACUACUGAAGACCAGUGUUUUUGAUUUAAUGGAAGACUUCUUUUGUUUUUUUGGGAGUCCAGUGAGCAUUUAUUUUUUUACCUUUCCCAAGUGACUGAAAGAAAGGAGCGGUUCCAACUAUCUUGACAGAUAGAAUUGACUUUGAGUCCGGAGGAGUUAAAAGACGGAAACAGGAAAAGAAAAAAGGAAAUGUUUGUUUGAAAAAAAAAAAGAGGAGGAGAGAAACUUUUUUUGUGCUCGCUUGUAAAUAAGCUCUCUGUGUCCUAUAGCACUUUUCCCUCACCUGAAACCUCACCUCCUCCUCACCCCUUUUACCCAGGGAGCAACUUGCUACUUAUGCAUCCAAGACGCCAUGUUGACCACCAGGAAAUACCUCAGAUCAGACCUGCCAAUUACUUUUUCUGUUCCUCUCUCUCACACACACACACACACACACACACACACACACACACACACACACACACACACACACACACACACACACACACACACACACACACACACACACACACACACACACACACACACACACACACACACUCUGCAAGUGAAUGGUAACAUUCCCACCAGAAGCCAGUUAACUUCUUCUCUACCACCUGAUGUCUUCAAGGUUUAUAUAUUUUGGGGGGAGAAUCAAACUUUAUUGCGCAAAAAGACCUGUAAUGUGGAAACGAUGAAGCAUUUCAAGAACUGAUGUUGUUUAAAGACUUACAUCUUAAAACUUUUUCUCUUUCAUCUGUGCGGGUUUACUUCGUGUGCUGCUGUAUAUAAUCAGUUCAUCUUGAAAACUGGAGAGAAAUCAGAUGGGACAGGAGUGUGACUCUCUCCCUAAAGGGGAGAGAGAGGAGGGUGUGUGUGGAAGGGAGGGGUUGAAUAUUGAUCACUACUGGCAAAUUUUACCUCCCACUUCUACUUUUUACAAAUGUAGACAUAACGCCAACGAAACCUUAGCAUCGUUCUGUUUAACACCCCUCCCUCCCUCUCCCUCUCUUCUUCUUCUCUCCAUUGGACCUACUCUUCUUCAAGGACCUAAACGUCCCCCUCUUCCUCCCCCCUCCGUGCUGGUUUUGUCCAGGUUUAAGAGGAAGAGGAGGAGUCUUACUGUGUUUGUCUGUUAAACUCUGAGAUGGCCAUUAUUAUUGUUGUUGUUAUUAUUAUUAUUAUUAUUAUGAUUAAAUGAUGAACUCUCA
Molecule: messenger RNA, 5243 nt
Organism: Eleginops maclovinus (Patagonian blennie)
Lineage: Eukaryota; Metazoa; Chordata; Actinopteri; Perciformes; Eleginopidae
Product: nucleolar protein 4-like
Source: RefSeq, a predicted model, not a curated record